Messenger RNA from Penicillium longicatenatum, 6213 nucleotides. RefSeq lists its product as uncharacterized. Gene Ontology annotation, molecular function: cysteine-type endopeptidase activity; protein binding. The record is from RefSeq and is a predicted model, not a curated record. NCBI's taxonomy places the organism in Eukaryota, Fungi, Ascomycota, Eurotiomycetes, Eurotiales, Aspergillaceae. The coding region runs from base 1 to 6213 and encodes 2070 amino acids. The transcript has 2 exons. Gene Ontology annotation, cellular component: mitotic spindle pole body; centrosome; cytoplasm. Gene Ontology annotation, biological process: meiotic chromosome separation; proteolysis.
AUGGCGGUUACCGUCCUCCCUACCAGCUCCAUGCCCGACUCUGUCAAGCUGGCCGUCCGGUCAACAACAACAUGCUCCGAUACCACCGUGAUGUCCCUCCAAUCUCUCCUCCGCGCAUCGUCGAAUCCCCUCGAAAAGCCUGCGAGGCGCACAAAAUCAGUCAAAGAGCCUGCUAGACCAACAAGUCGAGCAAAGACAUCUAGGACCACCAAGACAAAUUGUGCGAGCGACGCGUUGCAUGCAAUUGUUGAUCAAGAUGCGCCCCUACUAUCUCCCCAAGAGAAGCUCGUCCUCGCCACGGAGGUGUUCAAUACAACACUAAAGACACUCACGGACGCGUUGAAAGCCCCCACUGCGAAGCGUUCAAUCUCCACUGAAAAAGCCGCCAAGUCGACUGCAAGGUCUAAUCCCGCCGGGGUUGAUGCGGGGGUGAUUUCCGCAGCAGAGUGCGCUAGACUUGCCUUGUCGACAUUACGAGCUCUAAAAAAUGACCAGAGUGCCAAAGAUUUCCCGAACAUGCAGCUUGAGCAAGGAGUAUGCGUAUUGGCGGGAAAGUUGAUAUCUCUGGGACUGAACGAUAUGGCGUGGAAGGAAAUGAGGUCUCUGAAAGGCAGAAUCCAGCAACACCUGGAUCUGCAGAAGACGGGGAAGAAGGCGACUGGCUCCAAUGAUGUGGCGGAUGAUGAAACGGCAAAGGAGCGCAUGUCUGACCUUUUGACUUUUUCGAACAUUUCGAAUGCACAAUCUCUCCAUGGGUUGCUUAUUCCCUUCCAGGCCAAUGCGAUGCGACUCUUUGCCUCCGAACGCAAGUCCUCGACGAUCCAAAAGCUGUUUCCACUACUGCAGCUUUCCGAACCCAGCAGCCCGGCCCAGAUGAUCCUUGCUGCCGUGAAGUCCAAAAGCUUAUCGAAUGACAAAGCUGCUCUUCAACUUCAACUGCUGUCAAAUACUGUGCUAUCUUUGUCCUCCGGAAGAUCAACGUCUGGUGACGAAUCGCCAAAAAGUAAAGAUACUCUGAAGCCAAUUACAGCAUUGGGUCUCCAACUGCUGUCCCUAGAGAUCCGAUGCCUGGGUUGGAAGAUAGCCGGCCACGUAUGUGACGAGAGCAAAGAGGUUUUCGAUCCUCUUCUUCGCUACCUUGGGGGAUUUUCUCAUCGCAGUAAAGGAAUUGAGAAGGCUGAGUUUGGUGCAGUAUUCAAGGCGAUUACCCGAAUUCAAUCAUCCACGGCAGAGAUCAAGAAGCAACCGCAAGGAAUCAAGGAUAUGAAUGCAACUGCCAAAAUAAUGACUCUACUUGGCCAGCUUGCACUGGAUGCUGGUUGUCUUGAAGAAUCCCUAAAGCUUUUCGGCAAAGCCAUCACACCACUUUCGAACUCACAAAGCCUUUCCUUGGCUACUGUUCAGUGUAAGAUUGCGUCGGUCUCUUUCCAACGCUUGAAGGCAUCUGGAAAGUUCUUGGAUGAAGCGUUGAAAUCCACAUCAGACGCCACAAACGCUCUAGGGUUACAACUCCGGGGUAGUGCAACUGAUCUGGACGAGCUACUUGUUGAGGCUGCUCGGCUCAAGAAGCUUGCUCUCUCUUGGUUCGGCGAGGCAGUCGCGGAGCCAUCCAAUAGUGACCAGCAGAAAAACGAAAUUGCGUUUCAGAUUCGGGAAUAUCUACAAGCAUUCAUCAGGUUUCUCAGGCGUUACGUGGGACGACCUCCUGCAGAGGACAGCGAUGAGAAAGAGCACGAAUUGUUCCAAAAUCGAAUCUCUAUGUCCAAAAGUAUCGUUCUCGCCGCCGUUGACUCGACUGUUGCUGUCGGGAAAUUGUCCAUUAUGUCUCAAAGACCACCAUGGGAUGACAUGCUCCCCAUUCUAGCGGAUUGCCAUCGCCUGCUUACUUGCGUCGAAAGCUCUGAUGACCCCAACUCAGAUGCUUCAAGCAUUGGUGCAGCACUUGUGAAACUAUCUAAUCUUUUUUGGUCUCGUUACAUCAAGAGGAAAGAGGCUGACCAAGGCUACCGCGAGUUGCUUCCUCUUCUCAAGCAAUCGACUCAAAUAACCUCCACCUGCUCGCCAUCGCUUCGGAACGCAGCAUUUACUGCUCUGAAAUUCGAAAGAAUGGCUCAUCUUUACUUGGAUGGUAAUAUGCCCGUGGAUUCCGAGAAAUCAUUUCGUCAAUCAAUCGCGGAGUAUAUUGAUUCGGGUACUCUACAGCAAAUCGCUGACAGCGGUAUGGGGGCUCACCCUCUGUCAGGCAGCCAGAAUCCUCAAAGUCCAGCUUUUAUGCUAGGCCGGGUUCUUUCUACAUUCUUGAAGGUGAAGUUGCGACAGAAGGGGUCCAAGUCUUCCGACAUUUAUGACGAUCUGGAACUGGCCCCCGAACGACGAGGGAUGCUUCUUGAAUGGCAAAUGAGCCUUCUUGCUGAUUUACAUGCAUACUCUUCGAGUGAUGAGAAGUUUCGGUCCACUUUCACCUCGGUAGUAUCUAAUCUCAUUGAAAUUUACCCGACAGACCUUCAUCCUAUCCGCCAUGGUCGAGUGGUCCUUUCUGCUCUUCGAUACUUGCUAGAGCACCCGGGCUGUUUGGAAACCACAAUAUUUGAGAAGAUAAUGGAAGAAGGCACAGAAGCUGUCACAAAUGGAUUCGAAGUUGGACAAGACACUGACUUGGCGCCCUUUGCUCAGCAUAUCAUGAGCUCUUUACGAAUCAUCAUUGGUUUCCACUACGGCCAAAUUGAUGCGAAUGACUUGACUAACACACUUGCAUCAUGGACCUCCAUGAUUCGACAGUGCUCAGAUGAAAGCUCUUUGCUUCUCUGCAUUCAUGAUAUCGAUUACUGGAUUCUCCAACUGAAGGCCUUGGUUGAUUACACGGAGAUCCAUGGCCUGUGGAAAUCUCAGCUUUCUGCCUUGGAGCUGAUACUUCGAGUGGCUGAACUUCAGAAAUCAGCUGAUCUGUCGGAUGCAAUCACGAUUCUCUCGCGCUUGGUGCUACAGCAUUGUCGACUUGGACAUUGUCAAAAAGCAGGUGACCUUCUCUGCCGCGGUGAACAAUAUCUUACCCGACACAAGAUAUCCUCCCUAGCGACCAUAUCAUGCAAACUGGCCCGAGUUGAAUAUCUUCUCGAGACAGGAGAGGCAGACAAAGCCGCCUCUGUUCUUUCUGCUACGAAGUCAUUGUAUGAAAAGAGCCAACAGUCGGAAGAGAUGAGCAAUCUAUCUGUUUCGUCGAAAAUAUCAUGGGAAAGACUUAUUGCGGAUGCUACUUUCAUACAAUCUCGCCUGUCGGCUGCUCAGGGUUCAAUGGCAGAUGCUCUUUUCUUUGCCAAGCUAUCUGUGAGGCUCAACUGUCGGAUUUGGGCCAAGGUUGAGAAAUUAGCCCAACGAAAACAGGACAAGUCUUUGGCCGCGGGAGGAAACUCUGAUGUUGACGCGGUCGCUGACAGUGUGGCCAAACUUGAUCUAUCCCAAAACGGACCUUCUCCAGAGGUUUCAUCAGGUUAUACUCAAGGCGCGCCAUUCUGGCCACACCUUGGCGCACAUCAUACCUCCUUGUUGAACCUCGCAACAUUGUCGGCCCAUCAUGGCUUAUUCCAGGAUGCCAUCUACUACGGACAGCAGGCAUUGAAGAUUGAUAAGACGCUCGACGCUAACAUCCGACUUGUGGCUGCACAAACUCAGCUUGGUUGCUACUGGACUCUCGGCGGUCAUGUGGACGAAGGACAAGAAUUUCUCAUCGCAGCGUCAGAAUCGUCAAAGCAGAUCCAGACCAGUAUGGAAACUGUCUCACUGCACAUGGCUCUUGCUUCUCUUUACAAAGUACAGGGACAAUACGACAAAGCAUUCCGUCUGCUACAGGAGGCUGAUAAGGCCAUCGUAGCUAUAAAUUCGUCCGAUGCAACCAGCAUCUCAGAGGCCCCGAAUAUCGCACUUCUUGAAGAGAAGAUGGAGAAAUUGAAGGUACGAAGCAGUCGUCGAGCACCGUCAACGACUACUGCUACCACGGCUAGUACCGCUGCCCGACGUACUCGUGCAACUAGUUCCGCUACGGCAAGCACUGCUAAGAAGAUCUCAACGCCCAAGACCCCUCAAGUUGAUGUCCAAUCCAAGUCUCUCUUACGGCUGAAGAGCGAUAUUCUUCGGCAACAGGCCGACUGCUUGCGAGCACUUCGAGACUACGAGCGCUCUGCAAGCACCCUGAUAGAAGCCCGUCAAUUUGCCACAGCACGAGAAAGUAAAGUCUCUCUCGAGAUUGGCGAAAGUGAACACUUGUUGGCCGAGGCCAUUCGUCAGUUUGCAACUCACGCUGUAUACUGUGUUCUGCCUGAGUCUACCAUCUCACUGCCUUCUCUCAAAACUCCAAGCAAAUCAGCAGACAAGCCGAAUGCUCCAAUCGCAAAACCCACCACCAGGCGAGCAAGGGCCCCGACCAAAGGAACUCGGGCUAAAGCUCAAAAAGCCAGUGAAGAUUUCUCUAUCAUGCUCACCAAAGCAAGUGAUCUUCUUGCAGGUGUCUUUACUGAUGUCGCUGUACUCGGCUCCACCUUGGAGAGCCAUGCAGCAUCUCGAUUAAUGAGUCGCAUUUCUAUGCUUACACAUGCCACUACCCCAGGGGGCCCCGCAACCUGGGCGCAACCCCCGGCGACUAUGAAUGAAAUUGGGCGUGUCGGUGCAUUCGCUCGUGAGCGGAUGGCUAUUAAGUUUGAUCGACAAUUGUCAGACCUUGCUGAUCCACUCCUGUGGCCGACUUCUUCAUCUCCAGUUGCCGGGAUUGAAGAAGAAAUCUGCUCAAGCUUCACUGAGCUUUAUGUUGAUAUUCUGCCGGAAAACUGGAAUGUUCUGUCUCUGUCUCUGAGUGCUGACGGGACUGAGUUUGUGGUCUCCCGGCUGCAGAAGAAUUGUUCUCCUUUCCUGCUUCGUUUACCUCUCCGGCGAGGCAACGUCGAUGAUGAUGAAGAAGAGCAGUUCACCUUUGAAGAUGGGAAGGAAGAGAUGCAGAAAGUGAUCAAGCUGGCCAACGAGAGUGCACAUGCUGCCAAGGCUCAGAUUGACAAGAAGAUGAAGAAAGAAUGGUGGACGACUCGAGAAACACUGGAUCGUCGGUUAGAAAGCCUUCUUCAAAAUAUCGAAAACCUGUGGUUUGGAGGCUUCCGGGGCGUCUUUUCGCCGCUUGCACGAGAUACCACCGCGUUGUCUCGCUUUGCCAGUGCAUUCCAAGGAAUCCUGGACAAGCAUCUUCCCUCUCGCCAUAAGGGCACGAAGGCUUCUUCGCCUCGCCUGACUCUUCACCAAAACGUUCUGGAACUGUUCAUUGGGCUUCGAGACCUCGAACAGUCGGAGGAGCCCGAGGAUACGUUGAUGGAUCUUCUCUACUUUGUGGUAGAUAUCUUGCAAUUCCAGGGCGAACGGAAUGCUUAUGACGAGAUCGACUUCGACAUGAUGGUUGUUGACACCCUCGAUGCCCUGCGAGGAUACCAUGAAGCCGCGCGAGAAGAGCUUGCGUUGACCCCGCCGAACCACACAGUGCUCGUGCUAGACAAGGCUCUGCACCUGUUCCCAUGGGAGUCUCUACCAUGUCUUCAAGGAUACCCUGUCUGUCGAGUUUCAUCUUUGGAGUGUCUUCGUGAGCGUGUGCUUCAAUUCCGUGAAAAUCGAUCUGGUGCAGUCCUGGAUCGUACGUCGGGCGCUUUCCUUCUUAACCCGACAGGCGAUCUUCGUACCACUCAAACAACCUUUGAAGGGGAUCUGGCGGGACUGAAGUCUUGGACUGGUGUGGUCAAUCGUGAACCAUCGGAGGAGGAAUUCCGUGACUGUCUAGAGUCUAAGGAUCUCUUCUUGUACUUUGGCCAUGGCAGUGGUGCCCAGUACAUCCGUGGACGUACCAUCAAGCGACUAUCCAAGUGCGCCGUUGCCUUCCUCAUGGGUUGCAGCAGCGGCACACUUACCGAGGCGGGCGAGUAUGAGCCCUAUGGUACACCGAUGAAUUACCUCCAUGCGGGCAGUCCUGCGCUCGUGGCUACCCUGUGGGAUGUCACCGAUAGGGACAUUGAUCGUUUCGCAUCGUCGACUUUCGAUACAUGGGGGUUGUUUGAGCAGGGAAAGUCACCUGCCCAAAGUGAUGUUGGCCUAGACACGGCAAUUGCAGGAGCACGGGGAUCAUGUGUCUUGAAAUACCUGAACGGGGCAGCACCCGUGGUGUAUGGAGUUCCGGUGUUUUUGGGAUGA